This is a messenger RNA of Seriola aureovittata, 1442 nucleotides long. RefSeq names its product BRICHOS domain containing 5 (gene bricd5). NCBI's taxonomy places the organism in Eukaryota, Metazoa, Chordata, Actinopteri, Carangiformes, Carangidae. Bases 523 to 1308 code for a protein of 261 amino acids. Gene Ontology annotation, biological process: regulation of cell population proliferation. The record is from RefSeq and is a predicted model, not a curated record. The transcript is spliced from 5 exons.
GGCUGUCAGCGGCUGGAUGCAGCAGCAGCAGUUAGAAGCGCAUAUCACCUCUCACCUGAUGAGAGAGACUUUCCAACCUGCGCCUGCCUCACCUCUUUGUCCUUUGUGUGGCCCGGGGAGGGCGGCCAAUUCCUCUCCUGUAAGUGUAUGUUUGAAUGAGGGGGGUGGGGGGCAGAGUAGGUACAAAGAUGGAUAAUGUUAAGAGCGGCAUAUUAAGUCAUAUCAGACAGGGAAGACAUUAAAAAAAAAGGGAGGAAAUUGCAGGAAGACCAAACUUGAAAACUGGCAAGAUGCAGAGCUUUGUGUGAAAGUGGGUGACUGUUUUGGGAGGGAAACAGUGAGACCAAAGGAGGAGGAGGAGGAGGAGGAGGAAGAAGAAGAGGGGAGGUCUGAGGUCUGUGGGGACAAAGAGAAGCUGGCCAGGUGAAGCGAGUCUCAGUCAGCGCUGGUCAUGACCACAGCUCCAUGCCGAUAGCCACGAGAAGGGAGCAGACUGAGUGAGGAGCCGUCAAGGGACACAGGAUGGUGAGGUGCUGGAAACAUUCAGAAAACCGUUUGGAGGAAGCACAGUGCACGGAUGGGGGCUCUGCUGCGUCCCCCCAGUCCCACUUCCCACACAAGGCAUUCUGGGUCAGCCUCUCAGCCUCUCUGCUCCUGGUUGUCAUUACCCUCGGUUUGACGGGGUACCUCGGGAUGUCGCAACCCCACUCUCAGUCUUUACAGAUUGUGAGAAUCGCAGCUCCAGAUCAGACUGGAGCUCUGAUCAAUCAGUCGGCCGUUGUGGACCAGCAGAACGACCUGGUGACCUUUUCCGUGACCUCACCAGCAAAUCAGACGUCCACUGUGCUGUUUGAUAUCAAACAUGGUUUGAUUUGUUACAAACCAGUCGAGCAGGACAGCUGCCUCCUGCGAAAGAUGGAGCCGUCCGAUUAUGACAACGUGCACUCCCUCCUUCAUGAGUCAACACACAAGGCCCGGGCAAACAGAGGCUGGUCUACUUCUGCAUCGACAUCUGCUUCCCCAGCAACAUCUGCGUGUCUGUCUGUUUCUACUACCUGCCAGAGUGACUGUGUGUAUUCAAUUCUUCUCCUCCCGGCAAAAGAUCAGGGAAGCAAAGUUAUCUUUAUAGCUCUCCUUCUACAAGAAAAAAAAACAGCUUUGACUGUUUCCUUUGUGCCAUACAGCCGCCAGUUAACCAGUGAAGCAGCCAGUCCUUCCAGUCUGUUUCCAUCCUUCCGAGAGAGAAGAGAUGGAGACAGACUGUCACGGUUAUCGCCAAAGCCCCAUCGUCACUCCCUUCAUGUCUAAUACCCUCUGGUGGCACACUUCAGAGAUUACAGAAGAAAGAUCCCUUUUUUUUUUUUUGUAUACACCUCUAAUUGUAUUUCCUGUAACCCACUACUGCAGUGUAAUUAUGUGUAACCAUUCCUGUUGCGAUGUGA